GUCCAAUACACGCAUCAUGAGCAACAAUCCAAUAAGCGAGUCCAAACUGCAGGAAUACUACGAGGUGGCGCUAGAUCUCGUCAAGAAAUGUGGUCCACUCUUAAUGGAAGGUUACUCCAAGCCGAAGACCGAUUACGUUGUCAAGUCAGACUUCUAUGAUUUGCUCACAGUGUACGAUAAACAGAUCGAGGACACUCUAAUUGAGGGACUGCAAAAAGCUUUUCCCGAAUCAUUAAUCAUUGGCGAGGAAGAGUCAGCGGCAGCGCAUCGCCAGGCGGAGUUGACAGAUGCCCCAACUUGGAUCAUUGAUCCCAUUGAUGGCACCACGAAUUUCAUUCAUCGCAUUCCACAUUGCUGCAUCUCUGUUGGAUUGGCCAUUAACAAAGAACUAGUUGUUGGCAUCAUUUACAAUCCCCCGGCCAAUGAAUUGUUCUCAGCGUGGAAGGGUCACGGUGCCUACUUGAAUGAAAAUCCCAUUCACACCUCCAAAGUAACCAAGAUCAAGCAAGCGAUUAUCGCCUAUGAAAUCACAUUGAUAAGUGCAGCAUUUGUGCGAGACAAGAACAUGAAACGGAUUUACAAAUUGGGCUCAAAUGCUACUGCCACCCGCAGCUUUGGGAGCGCUGCACUCGAUGCGGCUUAUGUGGCAGUGGGUCAAUGUGAUGUCUUCCACGUUGAGGAUCUCAAGCCCUGGGAUAUUGCAGCGGGUGCUGUCAUUCUAACCGAAGCGGGAGGUUCCAUUUAUCAUACCAAAGGUGGUAAAUUCGAUAUAAUGCAAUCCUAUUUGAUCUGUGGAGCCACAGAAGAGUUGACUCAAGAAGCCAUCAAAUUGAUUGAGGAAGCCGAUCAAAUUACGGAAUACACAUUUAAGUAAUAAAUGAAAAACUUUGUAUCGCUUAA
Messenger RNA from Drosophila nasuta, 900 nucleotides. RefSeq lists its product as uncharacterized. The record is from RefSeq and is a predicted model, not a curated record. NCBI's taxonomy places the organism in Eukaryota, Metazoa, Arthropoda, Insecta, Diptera, Drosophilidae. Gene Ontology annotation, molecular function: inositol monophosphate 1-phosphatase activity. Bases 17 to 874 code for a protein of 285 amino acids. Gene Ontology annotation, biological process: phosphatidylinositol phosphate biosynthetic process; inositol metabolic process; signal transduction. The transcript has 3 exons.